Messenger RNA from Paracoccidioides brasiliensis Pb18, 2169 nucleotides. RefSeq lists its product as uncharacterized. Gene Ontology annotation, biological process: mismatch repair; DNA double-strand break processing; DNA recombination. The record is from RefSeq and is a predicted model, not a curated record. Gene Ontology annotation, cellular component: nucleus. Bases 1 to 2169 code for a protein of 722 amino acids. Gene Ontology annotation, molecular function: 5'-3' DNA exonuclease activity; 5'-flap endonuclease activity. The transcript is spliced from 9 exons.
AUGACAAUUCGUGCCUUCGACGAUUGGGCCAGCGGUCGUGCCCAGACCCUCCCCCUUUCUCUCCUCAAAGGUGCCGUCAUAGGCAUCGAUGCCUCCCAUUAUCUCGACCAGCAUCUUAAUCAUCAUGCGACGAAAGAACCCCUCCUCAUCGCCCUAGGGGGCUUUCCAUUCUCUCUGAAAGCCAACAUCGAAAAGGAGCUCCAAGCCUUGAAAAACGCCGGCAUUACCUGCGUAUUUGUAUUCAAUGGACUCGAUUUUGGAAAGCGCGAGCCCGACUUCUCGACUCAAGCUGACUCUACCCGUGCCCUGCAACAAGCGUGGGAGCUCUAUGACCAGCAACAGGCAGAUCAGGUUGUGGAUGCUUUCAGCUCCGCUGGAAGCGCAAAACCGGAGACUCUCUAUAAGUUCUUGCAAAGAAUCUUUCAUGAACAGCGAGUCGACUUUCUCGUUGCUCCAUAUGCAGCUUCGGCACAGCUUGCCUACCUUGGAAAAGGCCCAAAUAGAUUCGUCGAUGUCGUUUUCGGUUCCUCAGAUCUCUUCCUUUUCGACCUAGAUAAGGUGAUCACCAGGCUGGAUACGGAUCUUUUCCAAAUAACAUGGAUUUCUAGGCAGGUAUGCCAGGAUGACCUAGGAAGGAUAUCAAACGACCAAUUCAUCGAGUUUUGCUUGCUUCUCGGCUCCAGAUACCUCCGGACCUUUCCACUUUUCGAAAACGCCACCUUCCCUGGAAAAAGAGUUAGCAUCAGGGAGGCAAUGACUACAUAUAAUUCAGCCGGACGUAAUGCGUUGGCUCUCUGCGGCCAAAUAGAAGAUGAUCCUCGUGUCAAUGACCCACCUUAUGUGGAACAAUUUAAGCGAGCGCUCAUGAUAGUGAAACAUCAUAUCAUAAUGGAUAUCGAUGGGAAAGUGACUCCGAUGGAUGCGGAGAAUGUAUCCAAUGAUUUACAUGAACUCAUCGGACAACGUUUGCCCGAAGAGCUAUACUUCUACAUGUCAAAGGGUAUUAUUGGCUCACAAGUUCCUGACUGGUUGACUUCCGGCGAGCUUUUGAUAAAGCUGCCACUGGGGGCUGAGAUUUCGGAAAUCUAUCGUCGUCUUCAGGGAGAUCUUCUUACUCCCAUUAGAACACAGGCGCUGUGUCUCCUUGCCAACUCUCUCCAUCGGUUCUACCAGACCAAAGCGAUUAAUAUAUGUACCUGGUACGAGCCGAAAUCAACACGCUCUAUUAACCUCAAAGAAGACCUGCCUCUGGUGAAAGCGUCUACGAUUUCGUGGAAGAUUCGAAGCGACCAAUACCCAAAGAGUGUGCAGCAGCUUCAUGUCGACGAAGUUCCGUUUACCUUUGCCCUCCGAGCCGUGAAAGACCAAAAUUUUGUUUCAAAGUCGUUUGCACCCAGAGAUGCCCCUGUUCUAUCAUCGAAAGCAGAAAUUCUCGCAAAUGUGAUGUGGAGGUUCCUACAGCUCCGGGGCUAUAUUGAUGAAAAACACCAGCUUACCCAAUGGGGCCAAGCACUUGAAAUAGCUAUGUCGUCACUCAACCCUGCGGAGAACUUGGAAGAAACAACUUUCAUCGCAGUUGAACUCUUGAAACUGGGGAUCCUGAGCUCUAAAAAUUUGUUCGCGGAUAUUUCAGGUGGGCCGAUGAGGGGUUCUAAUGAGGAGAAAAGGUUCAAUCUAUUGGUAUCCCAAGUUGCAUGCAUUGGCAAAAUUCGUCACAAGUCCAUUGGCUAUUCAGGGCCCCUCAGUAGACAGCUUCUGUCUUUCCGCUCCUUAAUCUGCGCUGUCCGAUCCAGCCUUCGAGACUUGAUUGAGGUGGUUCUAGCAAGUCUUUUGCUGAAUGGGGACGCAGACCGAGAACGUUCUGACUGGACUGAUCUGGGCCUCAGCCUUCCUUUCAUCGACGACAACAAUUGUGGACUUGGGAUCGCUGUUCGGACGUAUCUUGACGACUUACCGCAGCAACCAGAGCCAACGUCGCCGAGGGUUCGAGCUGAGGUAAAGUCUAAAGGUAAAGAAUGGUUCCAACAUAGUGAGAGCUUUAGCGGAAACCUUGACAUGGCCUUCAACCUUUGGGAUGCGGUUUAUCAAGCAACUCAAAAUGCUGGAACGGAGUUCAAGGAUGCAAAAUUUUGGGAGGAGACGAACAAGUGGUUGACGGAACGGAGGUGA